GUGAUUAUCAGUUUGUAUCGCGACAUGGAAAACGGCGACCGCAUGUUCUGUCACGCCUGUGGCGGAGUUUGGCUCAAAGAUGGCGGUUUGACGUGCCCGCAUUGUGAAUCUGAGUUCACAGAAAUAAUUGAAAUUCCCCCAGAGCAGCCUUCAGAAGCUUCCCCAAAUUCCCCUUCACACCGUGCCGAUUCCUCGUCGCCUCCACGCGUCAAUCCGUGGAUAGACAACAACCCAUGGGAACGAGACACACAGGAACGACAUCGCCCUGGGUUUUUCGCAGGCGGCGCUCCUCCCCCAGGCGACACUCCUCUAUAUUCCUCCUUGCAUACAUAUAGAUCUCCCGACGGACGUUUCUCAUUCAGCAGCGCGACGCUUGAUGGCGGAUUACCCGGUGGUCAGCGCAACAAUGGCCCGAACCCUUUUCCAAUGAUGAUGCAAAGCUUUGACACAAUGCUCCAAGCUUUAAUGGAACCAAACCCUCGUGGAUACAGGGGAUUUGGGGAGGAUCCCUUCCAUGCUCAAUCAUCUACCUCCCCCGACUGGCUCGAGGACGACCACCUCACGGGCCGUCACCCAGGCCUAUCUCCCCGCAAUACAGAUGCACCGCAACCUCAUAACCGCACUCCAACAGACUUAGCUGAACUUAUGGACGCCAUUCGUGCUGACAUUGGGUUACAAACUACCCCACGCGCGCGUGGAGCUCGGGGCCCGACAGGCCCACAUGCUCUUUCUAUAUUGUCAGCCAUCCUCAACAUGAGUAGAAGUGAGGAUGCAGUAUAUUCACAAGAGGAGCUUGACCGAGUCAUCACACAACUGGUUGAGAAUACUGGAGGGACCAGCACUGCGGCACCGCCAGCAUCUGAUGCUGCUGUCCGAGCUUUGCCGAAGAGAAAGGUCAAUGAAGAGAUGAUGGGGUCGGAAGGGAAAGCAGAGUGUUCGAUUUGUAUGGAGAAUGUCGAACUCGGCUUGGAAGUCACUGUGCUACCAUGCACGCACUGGUUUCAUUUCAACUGCAUUCAUGCCUGGCUGACCCAGCAUGACACUUGUCCCCAUUGCCGGCGCAGCAUCAAUACAAACACAGCGAGCGGAGAAGGCACCUGUGAGAAUCCGGUAGUGAUCCAGGAUAGCCCCGAGCAGUCUAGAUCCCAACGACGUCACAGUUCUCCUCGCACUGUGCGCAGCGAUCGAUCCUCAUUAUCUUCAUUGCCGAGCCUAAUUUCUCCACGGGUUUCACCCCGUCGGUCCCCUCCUCCAGAGGGAGGGCAACCCAGCAACCGACGGCCUAGCCGAGGUGAGGGUAGCAGUGGAGGGGGAAUCACAAAUUGGUUUACGAACCGAUUUGGAGGCAGUGCAUAA
Messenger RNA from Penicillium coprophilum, 1356 nucleotides. RefSeq names its product putative RING finger domain protein. The record is from RefSeq and is a predicted model, not a curated record. The transcript is spliced from 4 exons. The annotation marks the transcript as partial. Lineage: Eukaryota; Fungi; Ascomycota; Eurotiomycetes; Eurotiales; Aspergillaceae.